AUGCGCACUCUCUUUCUCCCCCUCCUCUCCCUCUUCUUCUGCCAGCUCGCCUCGGCGGCAAUGGGCACCUCCUGUCUCAAAGUCAUCACGGCUCUCGCCAGUCGUCCCAGCGAUAUCUUCGAAAGCUUCCAAUCCGAAAUCUGCGCGCGAGGCUGCAAACCAACCGUCCCUCACUGGGAUCUCUGGACGCGCAACAACUCCUUCGUCCCCGCCGUCCACAGCAUCACGAAGCGCCUCAACGCCCCCGGCCAGGAAGCGGCACUGAUCAAACUGGGCGACGAAGCCGCAGAAACCAUCAAGGCGCGCUGCGGACCGAUGAUUGAAGGCAAAGAUAUCUGUACCGAUGCAGAGACGCUGGCUGGGUUUGGGAAUUGCUUCAAGCGCCAGUUUGUCCGGUCGGCGAUUGUCAACCUGCACGUCCUGCUGCCCAUGGCGUCGGAGGAAGCCUGUCGAGAACAAUACGAAUACCUCAAAGACGACCAUUUAUGGACUCAGAUCAUCCCGAACAACAUGAGGGAAUAUGCGGGGGCUUGCAAGCCAACACCCGCAAAAACCUACCCUCGAACCCGCAAGUGGCUGCGUCGUCUUGUCUACCUCUCUCUGGCCACCGGUGUCGUCUAUGCGAUCGACUCUCAGUUCUAUGCCUCCUCCUUAACUCGAACCGCUCGCACCUUUUCUCUCGGUCUCUUCGUCGCUCUCGACUAUAAAAUCAAUUUCACUCCCAACCCCCCUCUGGCAAGUUCCAUCACUGCCGUCCAUGCCCGCAAUGCCGAACGACUCUCCGACCUGCUGCGUCAUAAUGGCGGCCUGUACCUGAAAAUCGGCCAGGCGAUCGCCAUGCAGUCGGCUAUUCUACCGCCGGAGUUCCAGAAGAUGUUCCACCGCAUGUUUGACGAUGCACCGCAGAAUGACUGGAAGGAUGUGGAAAAGGUCAUCCGGGAGGACUUUGGCAAGUCCGCCGAAGAGGUCUUUGGUGUUUCGUUCACGGGCGAUCCGUCCAAAGGUGUCAUGGAGCGCAAGGCCAGAGCUAGUGCCAGUGUAGCUCAGGUGCAUUGGGCCCGGUUGCCCGAUGGCCGAGAGAUUGCGAUCAAGAUCCAGAAACGGGAAAUCGCCCAGCAGUUGGCGUGGGAUUUGUGGGCUUUCAAAGUGGUAUCUUGGAUAUAUAGCCGUGCGUUUGAUAUCCCCUUCUAUAGCCUUGUGCCCUACGUCACCGAGCGUCUGUCGCUGGAAACCGACUUUGAAAACGAAGCGAACAACUCCGAAAACAUGGCUAAGCUGGUCGCGGGCGAAUCACGCCUUCGCGGCCGGGUCUACAUCCCUAGGGUAUAUCGCGAGCUCAGCUCCAAACGUGUCAUGACUGCCGAAUGGGUCGAGGGUGUGCGCUUGUGGGAUAAAGAUUCCAUCACUCGGUCCUGGCGGGGAGGCUGGCGACAGGGUACUCCGGGCUGCCACGGCACUGCCCUUGAUCCCUCGAAUAUCGAAGAUGCUUCAGCCAAGGUGGCUAAGAAUCCGAACCUGGCCAAGAUCAAGCCCGAGCGCGAGCACUGGCGUGGGUGGAAUGGCAAAGGCGGAUUGGGCCUGUCGCUCAAGGACGUGAUGACGACCAUGGUUGACCUGUUCUCUGCUCAGAUGUUCCUCUGGGGAUAUGUACACUGUGACCCCCAUCCGGGUAACAUCUUCGUUCGACGUACACCCUCUGGCCAGCCGGAACUGGUCCUUAUCGAUCACGGCUUGUACAUCCACAUGGAACCUGAAUUCCGCCACCAAUACGCCCGAUUCUGGAAAGCCCUGCUAACCUUUGACAACAAAUCGAUGGGCGAGAUCGUCAAGACCUGGGGCGUCAAAAACGCCGACAUCUUCGCAUCCGCUACCCUGAUGCGACCGUACGGCGGCGGAGACCUGACCACCCGCAAGAGUCUGGAAGGACUCAGCAAGUCCGAGCGCGCUCAGCGUCACUACGAAAUGCAACAGAAAGCCCGACAGGGCAUCCGCGAGAUCCUCGGCGACGAAACCAAAUGGCCCCACGAACUGCUUUUCAUCGGUCGCAACCUGCGCAUCGUCCAAGCCAACAACCAAUUCCUGGGCUCGCCUGUCAACAGAGUCAAAAUCACAGGUACCUGGGCGUCUCGCGCGCUGGUCGAGUCCCCGGAUCUUCCGCUGGGCGAGAAGAUUCGGAACUACGGCCGACAUAUCGUCUUCCGCUUGGUGUUGUUCACGACCGAUAUCUUCUUUUAUUUCACCAAGAUACGCCAGUUUCUGCGACUGGGUGGUGGCAUGGAGGAUGAUAUCGAGGCGCAGAUGCGGAAUGUGGCAAAGGAUAUGGGGGUUGAGUUGAAUCAGAACGUGUUUGAGGGGUGA
Aspergillus wentii DTO 134E9 is the source of this 2358-nucleotide messenger RNA. Its product is annotated as ABC1 kinase family protein. NCBI's taxonomy places the organism in Eukaryota, Fungi, Ascomycota, Eurotiomycetes, Eurotiales, Aspergillaceae. The record is from RefSeq and is a predicted model, not a curated record. The transcript is spliced from 3 exons. Bases 1 to 2358 code for a protein of 785 amino acids.